This is a messenger RNA of Varanus komodoensis (Komodo dragon), 2693 nucleotides long. It is a transcript of the gene CUNH11orf24, whose product is annotated as chromosome unknown C11orf24 homolog. The transcript is spliced from 5 exons. The coding region runs from base 248 to 1681 and encodes 477 amino acids. The record is from RefSeq and is a predicted model, not a curated record. NCBI's taxonomy places the organism in Eukaryota, Metazoa, Chordata, Lepidosauria, Squamata, Varanidae.
UUCGCCGCGGCAUGUGGCGGGCUGUAGUGGCGGGGGCUGUUGUCGCUCGCUCUCCUUCUGCUUCCGUGGCUGCGUUCCUUCCAUGUGGGCCCGACGGACGGAGGACCAAGACUUCCUUUAACAAGUGAGGAUGCCUUUGGCAAGCAUAGAUGUGACGUGUCACCUGGAGUCUGACUAACAGCAGCCGGUCAAUCUGGAGAACAACCACCCAGAGAAGUUUGGCUUCAUUCCAGCACAAGCCUUCACGAUGUGGGCAGCUGUUGUGUGUUUCCUGCUGAUGUCCUUGUGUGUGUCUAAAAACGGGAGCUCUGUCUUAAAAGAGAGUGGUGUUCAGAUAACCCAUGUACAUCUGCUCAGCAGUGAAAAGCCUUGUGGACAAGCUUGUAAAGGUCUAAAUGUUUCAGGUCAUCACCACUGCUGGUCAGUGCUGUAUCAAAGUCGCUGUGUCCUCUUGCGCUGCCCUCAGCUGAGUGCAUGUCAGAAUGCCAGCAUGCAGGAUGUUAAAGAACUAAUGGGAGAAUUCAUGAUCCGUAAAAGAAGGGGGCAUGAUGCAAGCCAUCAGACUAAUAAAACAGAUGAACGGGAUAAAGAGCUGGAGAGGACGACUAAUGCACAGCUGGUCCCAGUAACUAUAGAAGUGCCUGUUUCUUCGGAAAUGCAAGUAGGGACAAACGCUGGGCAGACUGCAGGCAGCACCACAGUCACAAUAACAUCCCUUGUGAGAAAGGCGACCACCGCCAUCCCUGGGACCACCGCCAUCCCUCAAAUCGCAGCAGGAACAACAGCCAUAACCAGCUCUAGUAACAGUGUAGCCAUGGUUCCUGGGAACACAACUCUUAGCACCCCAAACAUUACUUCGGUUCCCAGCAUCUCUCCUUAUACCACCACAGCAUUAACUGCCACAGUUUCCCCAUCAAAUGGCAGCACUGUCAACAUUAGCAGUGCAGGGAGUUCCAAAGGGCCACAGGCCAAUGUGUUAAUGCCAGGAGCAGCCGAGAAAACGGGAUCAACAGCACCUCUUGCAAGGACACUUGCAACUUCACCUACAGCAACAAAAUACGUAGUACGUCUCACCUCCCCAGAAGCGGGGGUUGCACAUGACACUCCUGAACCAGCUAGCUCAGCCCCUGUAGGGGGCGGCUUAAAGGUGACGAGCUUGUCAGCAUCUGUGGCCACCCACAGCCCACCAACUUCAGCCAAUACGAGCAUGGCUGUGACGACGACGAUGACGACGACUGUGAUGAUGACAACAAGCUCAACUGUGGCCGCAACAACACCAUUGACUGAAUUCACAACACACAAGGCCAAAUCUACAUCCAGGAAGGCAACUUCUGCUGCCACUACAGAGGGUGCCAAAAUUCACACUACUACACAACAAAUGAAGACUGCUAGUCAACUGGUUAUGGCAAGAACUCCUAUAGAUCACUUGCCAGGGUUUGCAACAACAUCGCCAAAAUCAGUGACUGUAAAAGAAGACAAGGAUCAGCAGGAAAUGGGCAGCGAGAAUAGUUUUCAGCAGCAAGAUGCCAGUUUGCUCUUAGCGGCACUUCUCUUUGGAAUCCUAUUUUUCAUAACGAUUGUAGUCUUGUUUGCCAUACAGGCCUAUGAGAGCUACAGGAAGAAGGACUACACCCAAGUAGACUACCUGAUCAACGGGAUGUAUGCAGAUUCUGAGAUGUGAAAGCAAGAAGAACAAGAGGAAGCUUAAUAUGUACAGCUAUUACUGAGGGAAGUCAAAAGCCUCCAGUAACUUGUCUUUCACUUCCCUGUUCUGCCUAUAAGACCAAUCGAAAGUGCUUCCAAAUUACUUUUGGUGCAAUGUAGGAGAAAUGCCAUGUGUUUCAAAAAUAUUUUUUUAACUCACAAUUACAGGUUACCAUGGAUAUAUUAUUUCUCAAACUGUAGCAUCGCUUCUGUGGUGCACAUUUUGUUUGCCAUUGUGAAGGGUGUUGGUGCUGCAGGCCAACCUUCUCUGAGGACCACGUUCUUUUCUAGGCUUGGUUUCUCAGGCUCAGUUCACGGCCUGCCUCGGUCUUCCCCACCCUGGGGUCCCCCAGAUCUGUUGGACUGCCGCUCCCAGCAGCCCAAUGGAUUCUGGAAGUUGUAAUCCCAACACAUCUGAAAGACUCCUGGUUGGGGAAGGCUGUCCCACCUGUUCCUUUGCACCAAAUGGUAGAAAGUGAUGUUUUUGACUGAAGGGUGGUGGUGGGGUUUUGGCACGUUGGCAUUCCUGACACCUCAAGUCCUGGCUGGGCUCUGUCGGUUGCUGGCUGACCAAGGACUGGCAGCAUUUGUGCAAGUGACGCAUCUCUAAAGAGGGCUAAGUGCAAAAGCUCCUUUGUAUAGGCUGGGAAUUCUUUGUUAUGGUACUAUUAGCUUCGCUUAUUGUGCUACAGCAGUAAAGCAGCCACUGGGGAAGCUGCUGGCCCAAGAUGCAGUCCAGGAGCAUCCUUGAAGACUCUGGAUGAAAACGCACCUGGGAAUCCCCACUCCCUGUGGGUUGCCAAUGUUUGUAGCAGAGGACUCUUGUUUCAGGGAGCUCCCGCUUGUUAAAACUCUGUUUACUGGACUCUGUGAAUGCUGUGCUGUUUCCUAAUCAUAGCAGCUCUUCCUUGAGGGGCAUCUGCACCUUAUAUGAUUUUAUUUUUGUACAGACUCACUUAAUAAAAGAGGCCUGGGGGGCCAUUUAAAAG